UCUAAUGUAAAUAAAAUAAAAUAAGAUAAUAAUAUAUCCGCAACCAUUAGCGACACUCUCACAGUACAGUGAAGCUGAGCUCACUAUAUUUAUACUCAACUUCCCUUAGCUCUUCAUGAUUCCACCUUGUCGGCGGUUCUUUGGAGCUUAAGAGGAAGAGGCAUUCUUUCACUCCCAAAAUGUCAGAUCUUCAAGCACCCCUUCGCCCAAAGAGGAAGAAGGGCUUGGUGGACUUUUUGGUCCAGUUUCGUUGGAUUUUUGUUAUAUUUUUUGUCCUUCCUUUUUCAACUCUGUAUUACUUUCUCAUAUAUCUUGGAGAUGUCAGAUCCGAGAUGAAGUCCUACAAGCAGCGUCAGAAGGAACAUGAUGAAAAUGUUUUGAAAGUAGUGAAGCGUCUCAAACAGAGGAAUCCAAAAAAGGAUGGUCUUGUAUGCACAGCCCGUAAACCAUGGAUUGCGGUGGGGAUGCGGAAUGUAGACUAUAAGAGAGCUCGCCAUUAUGAAGUUGAUUUGUCUGCUUUCCGUAACAUUCUUGAAAUUGAUAAACAGAGAAUGAUUGCAAGGGUUGAGCCACUUGUAAACAUGGGGCAGAUAACACGUGUCACAGUUCCAAUGAAUCUUUCCCUUGCUGUGGUUGCAGAGCUCGACGAUCUUACAGUAGGUGGUCUCAUCAAUGGCUACGGGAUUGAAGGAAGCUCACACAUCUAUGGCCUGUUUUCUGAUACUGUUGUAGCUUAUGAGAUAGUUUUGGCUGAUGGCCGUGUUGUUAGAGCUACCAAGGACAAUGAAUAUUCUGAUCUUUUCUAUGCUAUCCCAUGGUCUCAAGGAACUCUUGGAUUUCUUGUUGCUGCCGAAAUCAAGCUUAUACCUGUUAAAGAAUACAUGAGACUGACAUACACGCCUGUAGUGGGGAAUUUGCAGGACCUUGCUCAAGGUUAUAUGGACUCUUUUGCACCCAGAGAUGGUGAUCAGGAUAAUCCAGAGAAAGUUCCCGAUUUUGUAGAAGGCAUGGUCUACUCACCCACUGAAGGUGUGUUCAUGACUGGGAGAUAUGCCUCUAAAGAAGAGGCCAAGAAGAAGGGGAAUAAAAUUAACAAUGUAGGUUGGUGGUUUAAACCCUGGUUCUACCAACAUGCGCAAACGGCCUUAAAGAAGGGAGAGUUUGUAGAGUACAUUCCUACAAGAGAAUAUUACCACAGGCACACAAGAUGUUUGUAUUGGGAGGGGAAGCUCAUCCUUCCAUUCGGAGAUCAAUGGUGGUUUAGGUUUCUCUUGGGCUGGUUGAUGCCACCCAAGGUUUCCUUGCUCAAGGCUACUCAAGGUGAAUCUAUAAGAAACUAUUACCAUGAGAUGCAUGUGAUUCAAGACAUGCUUGUUCCUCUUUACAAGGUUGGGGAUGCCCUUGAGUGGGUCCACCAUGAGAUGGAGAUCUAUCCCAUUUGGCUCUGCCCGCACCGACUGUUCAAGCUUCCUGUUAAGACAAUGGUGUAUCCUGAACCAGGCUUUGAGCAGCAUCGCAGACAAGGCGACACACCAUACGCUCAGAUGUUCACCGAUGUUGGGGUGUAUUAUGCUCCAGGCCCUGUAUUGAGGGGUGAAGUAUUUGAUGGUGCAGAGGCAGUUCGUAAUUUGGAGCAAUGGCUGAUCAAAAACCACAGUUUCCAGCCACAGUAUGCAGUGUCGGAGCUCAACGAGAAGGAUUUCUGGAGGAUGUUCGAUGCUGACCUGUACGAGCAUGUGCGUAGGAAGUACGGAGCUGUGGGAACGUUCAUGAGUGUGUACUACAAAUCCAAGAAAGGAAGGAAGACCGAAAAAGAGGUCCAAGAAGCGGAACAAGCCCACCUUGAAACUGCGUAUGCAGAGGCUGAUUAGUAAGCAUGGGGGAGUUUGGUAGAAGUUAUGUGAAUCUUUGCAUUGUCUUUGUUGUCUCUUUAAUUUAGUAUUUGCUUUCAGCGAUGGUAUUAUGUGGGGUCGGAACUGAUGUUAUGGGAUAGGUUUAAGCAGUGGUUGUUGUGGAAUGAUUUAUGGCUUUAGUUUAGCUAUUAUGGAUAGACUUAUGAUAACGAGAGGCUUCUGUUUUUAGCUCUCA
Molecule: messenger RNA, 2088 nt
Organism: Gossypium raimondii (Peruvian cotton)
Lineage: Eukaryota; Viridiplantae; Streptophyta; Magnoliopsida; Malvales; Malvaceae
Product: delta(24)-sterol reductase
Exons: 3
Coding region: 180-1871 (563 amino acids)
Biological process (GO): steroid metabolic process
Cellular component (GO): cytoplasm; membrane
Molecular function (GO): FAD binding; oxidoreductase activity, acting on the CH-CH group of donors, NAD or NADP as acceptor
Source: RefSeq, a predicted model, not a curated record